AUGUUCCUAGCCUUCAUUGUCAAUCUCAAUCAGAUUGAAACCUGCGACCUCAUACGAUCUAGUCUCAAGCGCCGAACCAUGUUCGGGCUCACGUUUUCGCGCUGGUACCUGUUCGUCGCAGCCUUCGUAGUGCAGUUCUGCAUCGGCUGCAUCUACUCCUGGUCGGUUCUCAACCAUCCGAUCGACUUAGCUGUCUACGAUGAUGCUCGAAAAGGUCGCGCUGUCAACACUUUCUAUAUUGCCAUUGGUGUUUUCGGUGCCGCGACGGCCACGCUGAGCCCCACGAUCGAACGCAAAGGACCGCGAUGGAGAGUCCUCGUAGGCACGACGUUGUUCAUGAUUGGCCACAUCGUAACGGCCAUCGGCUGCUACUACGCGUCCAUCACGUCGAUCUACAUCGGUUACGGCGUCAUCACCGCGAUUGGUAUGGGGAUGUGCUACAUCUCACCCGUCGCGACAUUGCAGAAGUGGUUCCCUGACUACCGUGGUACUGCCGCUGGUUUUGCUGUUGCUGGUUACGGUGCUGGCUCCGUUGUGUGGAGCAAGGUCUAUCUGCCGACCAUCGAUGCUGUUGGUCUACCGUGGAUGUUUGUCUUGCUCGGCUCGAUAAUGAGCGCUGCCAUGUUUGCAUCAGCUUUUGUGCUCCGCGUACCGCCGCCCGAUUUCACUGUUGGCGGACUUGACAUGCACGGGGAUCAUGUCGACGAGCACAGUUUCCUGGAUGGCAAGCUUGGUGACGCCUACGUGCCCAUAGAUACACCCAAAGCUGGUGGUGGUGCACACCACGAUAUGGAACCAUUUGAGGCGCCGGUCAAGCAGCUGCCACUCAAGCAGGCGCUCUUGACCCCUGACUUUAUUUUUAUGUAUCUCAUGUUCUUUGCCAACCAGCUUUUCGGCGUGAUCGUCUUGUCCCGACUCUCGAGCAUGUGCAUUGACAUCUUUGGCAAAAGCGCCAACAGUGCUUCCAACAUUGUGUCCAUCAAUAGCGCGUUCAAUUGCUGUGGACGUCUUGUUUUCCCUGGCCUGUCGGAUUGUCUCGUUCGCUUCUUCAAGAUGGAAAAGACUUUUGCCCGCAAGGUUCUGUACUACUUCACGCUUGGUGCGCAGAUUGUCGUGCUGGGUUCGCUUCCUGCUGUCAUUCGUCACGACAACUACACGAUCUUUGUGAUUGAAGUCUUCUUGCUGACAUGUAGCUACGGGGGCGGCUUUGGCACCAUCCCGGCUUUUGUCACGGAGAUGUUCGGUGCCAACAACAUUGGCCCAAUGCACGGUGUGAUUUUAACCGCCAUGGCUGUUGGCGGCGUCGCUGGUGGACUCACCUUCAACUACACGUACAACAACAAGAUCGGUGAUGGCAUGAGCGUGGGCGAGGCGUACAUCGACAACAUCGAGGUUAUCUUUGUUAUUAUCUGUAUUGGAUUUGCAAUACUGCUCUUGGUACGCACGAAUGCGACGGACCGCCAUGAGCCAGGCUAUCACUACUCGCUGUGCGGCAAGCGUGUGAUUAACAUCUUGCCAAAGAAGAAGAAUGCGAUGGAGCAGAAAGAGGCUGAGACAGAGGCUGCUGCGGAGGGACAAUCGGGAACUGCUGUCUAA
Messenger RNA from Peronospora matthiolae, 1596 nucleotides. The record is from the annotation of a GenBank genome assembly. Lineage: Eukaryota; Oomycota; Peronosporomycetes; Peronosporales; Peronosporaceae.